CAUUUUUGCUAAAUAAAUACUACUACUUCCCGUCAAACAUGUCCGAGUUCGAUAUCGCUGCCGUGCGCAAAAAAUUCCCCGCUCUGGACCAGGAGCAGGUCUAUUUUGACAACGCUGGUGGAAGCCAAACCUUGGGCGAUGUCAUCACAUCCAUCUCGAACUAUCUCUCGAACAGAAAUGUUCAGCUCGGCGCGUCGUACAAAGUUGGGAGAGAGUCCACUGAGUACUAUACCACAGGCUGUAAUGCAGGAGCCAAGUACAUAAACGCAGAACCGGACGAGGUUGUCAUUGGGCCGUCGACAACCCAACUCUUCCGCAACCUCUCUCAAGCCAUCAAGUUCUCCCCUGGCGAUGAGUUGGUUGUUUCAAAGUUUGACCAUGAGGCCAACAUUGCAUCCUGGGUUUCAAUUGCCGAGCGCCAAAACCUUACCUUGAAGUGGUGGACCUCAGCACCAACCACCAACCCCAAGCUCGACCCUGAGAGCCUCAAGGGACUGCUCUCUCCUCGCACAAAGCUCGUCACGUGCACUCAGGCAUCCAACAUUCUCGGGACUAUCCACGAUAUCAAGGCAAUCGCUCAGGUGGUCCAUUCCAUUCCCGGCGCCAUGCUCUGCGUGGAUAGCGUGGCCUAUGCUCCACACCGUCGGAUCGACGUGAAGGACCUCGGUGUGGAUUUCCUCAGCUUCUCAUGGUACAAGGUGUACGGUCCGCACAUAGCGAUGCUGUAUGGCAGCCGUGCCGCGCAGCAGCAGCUGACAUCGCUGGGCCAUUACUUCAACCCGUCGACUACACUGGAGAACAAGCUUGGACUGGCGGCAGCAAACUACGAACUCACCCAGAGCCUCCCUGCCGUUGUCCGGUACCUAGGUGGCGACGAGCCAGGAAAGACGUCGAAUGGUAUUGUAGCUCAUGAGGCGAAGUUGCAGAAGAUCCUUCUGGACUACCUCGCCUCGAAGCCUGACAUUUUCACCGUAUACGGUGAUCCUGAGUCAGACCCGGCCAGAAGGGUUCCAACGGUGAGUUUCGGGGUAAAGGGAAAGGGGUCGCGGGAGGUCGUCGAGAGCGUCGAAAAGGUGUCAAACUUUGGAUUCCGCUGGGGUCAUUUCUACUCGAAGAGGUUGGUGGAUGAAGUUCUGCAGCUCGGUGAUGAGGGUGUCAUCCGCGUUAGCAUGGUGCAUUACAACACAGAGGGAGAAAUCAGAUCGUUUGUUGAGACAUUGGAUCGUGUUCUGUUCCGCUAGGAGAAGCGGAGAGAGCUCGCAUCCGAUGCCGGCAACCGAUGGGCUCCUGCAUAUGUAUGUCUCACUCUCAAUUGAAGCGAUUGCCUCUUCCGG
Aplosporella prunicola CBS 121167 is the source of this 1334-nucleotide messenger RNA. RefSeq lists its product as uncharacterized. Lineage: Eukaryota; Fungi; Ascomycota; Dothideomycetes; Botryosphaeriales; Aplosporellaceae. The transcript is spliced from 4 exons. The record is from RefSeq and is a predicted model, not a curated record. The coding region runs from base 39 to 1241 and encodes 400 amino acids.